AUGCCCAUUUUUACGCACUUAUUCCCAGUUCCACCCAAUAUAGACGAUGCCCUUUCAUCUAGUGACAUCAUCGUGCGCGAGGGCGAAAAUGUGACGCUACGCUGCAAGGCGCAAGGCAGUCCCGAGCCGACCAUCAAGUGGAAACGAGAUGAUGGCGACAAAAUAGUUGUCAACAAGACGCUCUCAGUGCAUGAAUUGGAGACGGACUCCCUUGAACUGGAAAGGAUUUCUCGCUUGCAUAUGGGUGCCUACCUAUGCAUCGGCUCAAACGGUGUACCGCCAAGCGUGUCCAAGCGGAUCAAAGUGAGCGUGGACUUCACACCAAUGGUCUGGAUCCCGCAUCAGCUGGUGGGCAUACCAAUGGGACUUAACAUCACCCUUGAGUGCUUCAUCGAGGCGAACCCGACCUCACUAAACUAUUGGUCUCGCGAAAACGAUCAAAUGAUCACUGAGUCAUCCAAGUACAAAACCGAAACGAUUCCAGGGCAUCCAACGUACAAGGCGACCAUGAGACUGACGAUCGCUAAUGUUCAGAGCAGCGAUUACGGCAACUAUAAGUGCGUCGCCAAAAAUCCUCGGGGCGACAUGGACGGCAACAUAAAGCUUUACA
This is a messenger RNA of Drosophila subpulchrella, 610 nucleotides long. Its product is annotated as neurotrimin-like. Lineage: Eukaryota; Metazoa; Arthropoda; Insecta; Diptera; Drosophilidae. The annotation marks the transcript as partial. The record is from RefSeq and is a predicted model, not a curated record. Gene Ontology annotation, cellular component: neuron projection. The transcript has 4 exons.